AAGCGCCAACCCAUUCGCAGCGUAACGGGUGUUCGCGGUGCACAAAAAAAGUGCGGAUCAUGGAGUUGGAGACAGACGAGAAUGAUGCGCUGUAUGUGACUGCUGCCGUGAUUCUGGGUAUCAGCAUUCUUGGAUUUCUCUGUCAUGUUCCAAGAUGUGUCAGGGGCAUUUGGAAGAGGCUGAGCUUGGUGAAGUGGAACUGUUUCUGCCCGUCGGUCAGGGAUGAGUGUCUGUCGGAGCAAAUCUGCCAACAGAAGACGGCCUUGAGCCAGAAAUUUUCUUGGUACGCACGACUUUGGAGUACCUGCUGGACUGCUUGGAUCGUGGUCAACUACUGGACGAAGAGAAAUCAGUUGCUGAUGAAUGCCUCAGGUCAUUGGUUCGUGGUGAUUUUCCUGGCCCUGAUGCUGCUCCCUACGCACUUCCCGCGGAUUUUGCGGCGCUUUCACUUCUCGCUGGAUGUGAACUACAUCACGUGUCAACUCUUCGUGGCCAUGAUUUUGUCGCCCUGGACCUUUCAACCAGGAGCGAUCGAGGAAUUGGUGGUGGCCGGUACUGCGUUCGUGAUGUGUUCUUUGCCCUCCGCGGCCUUUGCCCUAAAUUCCGUCGUGGUUGUCACGUGUCAGACCUUCAUUUGGCUUCUCGUCGCCUGCCGUGCAUGGACGGAGGAGGCCAUGCAGUACCCCAUUCUCUUGACGCUCUUCGGCUUCUGGCACAUUCCUAUCGCACUGCUCGUGUUUCAACUCACAGAUACCUUGAUGUUACAAGAGGCCGAGUCCAAGAUUCGCGAACGGGACAGCAGGAUCCAAAUGAAUGCCGCCGACGCGCUCUUGCAGCUCACCUGCGAUGCUGUCUUGGAACUGGAUACUGAGCUGAGGCUGGUGGAGGACAACCCCAACUUGACCACCAUGCUGUUGGGUCGCCCUGGUGCCAGUCUCAAGGGCCGCAAGUUCAGUGACUUCAUCAGCAGCCGCGACCAGCGAAGGGCCACAGAGCUGCUACAGCAAGAUGCGCGGGCCAUUGCGUUUCAUACCAGGCUGGUGGAUAGCUACUCCAGCAAGUUCCGCACCGAAGUCUUUCAGGUGAAGUAUACCAAGAUGAAUGGCCAGAAGUGCCACCUUUUAGGUUUGCGUGACUUCACCGACGUCAAACCCUUGGCGGGGGACACCGCCACGGACGCCAUCCGCGACUCCGUGGCGCAGGCCCCGGUGCAACCACCGUUGCCGGCGCCGUUGCCGGGGCCCGCGCCGCCGGCGCAGUCGGCCUUGGCGCUGGCGGCGCUGCCGGGACUGAGACGGGGCUGGUCUCAUAGCUCGGACGCAUCGAACAACAGCUACGACAUGAUUCCCAUCUCGGAGCACUCCGCCGACAGCUGGGCGCCAGAGGACUCGCAGCGCACGCUGAACAGCGGCAUCGUGGAGAACCGUGUAAAGCUAAGCCACAAGGAAGCAUUCCUCGAAAUCAACCUUGACAAGGAGGUGAUCAGUGCUGCUUCCGCUCCCUUUGCUGCUCUUUCGGGCCAGUCCUUGACGGCUGUUUUUGCCACGGACUUUUCCUGUCAUUUGUUUCAUCGCAUGUGUAGCGACGCCCGCACCGCGCUGGAGCGUGCCGACAAAGGCGAGCGUGGUGAACGCGGCGAUAGCCGACACAUGGGGCUGGCGCGCUUCGCAAACCUGCCAGAUCAAGUGGUGGCAUUUCACAAAAUGCCCUUGUUUGUCUCCGGAACGUUAGUGGAGGCGAGCGGAAUAAUGAAGGCGUGUGCCACUUUUGAGGGCCACUUACGUGUUCAGAUGUGCUUCGUGGCCGACUCCUCGAAAUGGCGCGGCGAUGUUUGUAAGGCCUGCAAGUGCUCCAGUCAGUGGUCCCUGUGACGAUGUGACGGCGCAAGUGACGUACGUCUGAUUUUCGAUCACAUUUUCAGCACAUUUCGGCAACAAGCCUGGUGCAUGGCUGGCUAAGUGCCGGCAACAAGCCCGGUGAAUCGCUGGCUCAGUGCUGGUUGAACC
Cladocopium goreaui is the source of this 2006-nucleotide messenger RNA. Lineage: Eukaryota; Dinophyceae; Suessiales; Symbiodiniaceae. The record is from the annotation of a GenBank genome assembly.